Messenger RNA from Caenorhabditis briggsae, 546 nucleotides. RefSeq names its product Protein CBR-TCT-1 (gene Cbr-tct-1). Gene Ontology annotation, molecular function: calcium ion binding. The transcript has 2 exons. Gene Ontology annotation, cellular component: cytoplasm. NCBI's taxonomy places the organism in Eukaryota, Metazoa, Nematoda, Chromadorea, Rhabditida, Rhabditidae. Bases 1 to 546 code for a protein of 181 amino acids. The record is from RefSeq and is a predicted model, not a curated record.
AUGCUCAUCUACAAGGAUAUUUUCACCGACGACGAGCUCUCUUCUGACUCAUUCCCAAUGAAGUUGGUCGAUGACCUUAUCUACGAGUUCAAGGGAAGACACGUUGUCCGCAAGGAGGGAGACAUCAUCUUGGCCGGAUCCAACCCAUCUGCUGAAGAGGGAGCUGAAGAUGAGGGAUCCGAUGAGCAUGUUGAGCGCGGAAUCGAUAUCGUCCUCAAUCACAAGCUCGUCGAGAUGAACUGCUAUGAGGAUGCCUCUAUGUUCAAGGCCUACAUCAAGAAGUUCAUGAAGAACAUCAUCGACCACAUGGAGAAGAACAACCGUGAUAAGGCUGACGUUGAUGCUUUCAAGAAGAAGAUCCAAGCUUGGGUUGUCAGUCUUCUUGCCAAGGACCGCUUCAAGAAUCUUGCUUUCUUCAUUGGAGAGAGAGCCGCCGAAGGAGCUGAGAACGGACAAGUUGCCAUCAUCGAGUACAGAGAUGUCGACGGAACUGAAGUUCCAACCCUCAUGCUGGUCAAGGAGGCAAUCCUCGAGGAGAAGUGCUAA